AUUUUUGUGAGUGGAUCAACACAUAGCUGCAGUUUUCCCUUCUCCCCUCAGUGUCCCACAAACCGAGAAGUGCCUGAAGAAAAGGAGGAGUGUGACUGCAGUCAGGGGAACCCUGGACCACCUGGGUCAAAGGUCAGUUAUUGCCUAGCUUUAGUUUUAGUACACACAAACACUAAUACAUUAUGAACACUACUCUGUGUAAACAGGAUAUGCAAUGCUUAAUAAUUCCUCUGCAGGGUGAAAAAGGAGAAAAUGGACUUCCUGGUCAUGAUGGUAAGCCUGGGAUCAAAGGUGAGCGAGGAAUGUCUGGACAGCCAGGUAAAUCAGGGCAAAAGGGUGAAGCUGGUUUACGUGGAACCAUAGGUGACUCAGGAGUAAAGGGCUCCAAAGGUGAGAGGGGACAGCAAGGGCUGCCUGGAAAACAAGGACCACCAGGUCCCAAGCAACCUCAGGGUGACAAAGGUGAACAAGGGCCCCCUGGUGAGCCUGGGCCAAAGGGGGAACCGGGCCUCCCUGGCAGUGAAGGACCAGCCGGAACAAUUGGACCUAAGGUCAGUCUGUUUUAAAAGGGGUUCAAAUUAAAAUGACAGAAUGGCAUGUGUUGAUAAAAGUGUGAACUUUGUCAGUGUGAUACAUGUGAAUGAUGAUCGCAGACAAGAU
Molecule: messenger RNA, 660 nt
Organism: Ictalurus furcatus (blue catfish)
Lineage: Eukaryota; Metazoa; Chordata; Actinopteri; Siluriformes; Ictaluridae
Product: complement C1q and tumor necrosis factor-related protein 9B-like
Exons: 6
Coding region: 183-566 (127 amino acids)
Source: RefSeq, a predicted model, not a curated record